Molecule: messenger RNA, 1443 nt
Organism: Prorocentrum cordatum
Lineage: Eukaryota; Dinophyceae; Prorocentrales; Prorocentraceae
Source: the annotation of a GenBank genome assembly
CAAGCAAUUGUGGCUCAAGCCAUUUUGGCUCGAGGCUCGCAAGUGCCUCGCCGCCGGGGUAUGCCAGUUGGAUCCAGAUAGGUUGGGAUGACCAGUUAUAAGGUGUACCAAAGUGACGAGGAUAAGUCCGCGGAUGCGGCGAAGAAGGUGCGCUCUGCAAAGGAGAAGGGCCAACUCGCCACGGACUUCGACUAUGACAAGGGCUGCUACUUUGCUGGUGCUACUGCAAAGGAUAUAUAUGCCGUGCUUGUGUUCCUCUGUCUGCUUAUCCCAUACAUGCUCAUCCUGUACGUCUGCAUCGCGAUCUACCUCUUCGUCGCUCGUAUCCCAACCUACUUCCUCAUGCUUCUCGACCCGGUCUGCGGUUGGUUCCCGGACGAGGCGACGCCGCAUGCGCCGAACACGGUCAGUUUCUACAUUGUUACAGUCGUCCAGACGGUUGCGAUCUUUCCAGUGUUGCUGGUCGCACUGAUGCAUAUCCUCGUCGUGCAGGUCGUGGCCUGCGUGGCCUUCGGUCCAGUUGGCUUCUUCACAGGCGUUAACGUGUGCGAAAAUUGGAGGCUCGUUCAAACGUGCACCCACUACAUGGGUCAUUCCGACUGCGGCUGCCCGCUCGGACUCAGCCGCGCCUUUGAAUUCUGGCGCUACGUCUUUGGGCUUUACCAUCGCCAGCAUUGGUGUGAGUGGCUACUUGCGCCUGGCUUUAUGAUCGUCUUCAAUCCAGCGUUGAAGUACAUUUUCACUACCAACAUCUGGCUCUGGACGCUGGGGGAGAAGUACUGCAAUCAGUGGACAAAGCCAUUCCCUGGCUCGGAUCGCGAGGUCAUCACCGAGAAAAUCAAGACCAUCGUCUCGGACUACAAGCUUCGGGGCUCGCUGGAAAGGAAGGUCGACGACGCUUGCUUCUGUGCCCAUUAUGCUAGACCGCUGCCCGGCUCACGGGCGCAGUGCAUCGGCAUGCAGUUCGCGCCAGAGAAGCUCGCUGUGAACCUGACGAUGACGACGCACCAGUACCUCGUGGAAGGAGCCAAGCCACGCUCCUCGACGGCGACCGAUGCCCUAUGGGCCGUAGAGCUCCACUACUGGAACAGCUGGCACUUCUUGACCGGGUACGUCGAGGUCUCCCUGCAGGACGAGGCGGUCGAUGAGAACGCGCUUGAGCACCCGAUGUGGAUUGUGGUGCCAUCGACGGGGGUUUUCGGCCACAAGCUCUACGAAGGCGUGAACAAGCUCUUCGCGAAGUAUUCGCCACAGCUGCAUGACUCGAUCCAUGGCGAAUUGUAGCUGCAUGUACCAAUUGUAUGAACACGAUCGGAUGUUCUUCAUGUGCGGCUUUCUAUGGGCCAUGCUCCUGGCUGUUCCCGUCUUGGCUGAUACGUUUUAUGUGGGAAUUCUUGACGCUUCGCGUAUCUCCAUCAGCCCAUCCAAAAACGAUACCCAGGC